This is a messenger RNA of Girardinichthys multiradiatus, 1684 nucleotides long. It is a transcript of the gene mfsd8l2, whose product is annotated as major facilitator superfamily domain containing 8-like 2. The record is from RefSeq and is a predicted model, not a curated record. Gene Ontology annotation, biological process: transmembrane transport. Gene Ontology annotation, molecular function: transmembrane transporter activity. The transcript is spliced from 12 exons. NCBI's taxonomy places the organism in Eukaryota, Metazoa, Chordata, Actinopteri, Cyprinodontiformes, Goodeidae. The coding region runs from base 75 to 1553 and encodes 492 amino acids.
AGCAGGUUGGAGUAGCUGUGUUACUUUCAUUCUGAUUGUUUUGAAGAACUGAAAUUCCUCUUGUGUGCCGCUGAAUGACAUUUAAGGACAACAUGUACUCAGAUCAGGGUUUUCAGGGCAGCAAGUUACUCACCACAAUGGAUAAUCAGCAGAAGAGGAAUCUAACGUUCUUUACCAUCGGAUUAAUAUUUAUGCUGAGCGGGAUAGAGUAUGCUGUCAUUCUGCCCACAAUAUGGAGAUAUCUGCAGAUUCUGGAGGCUCCACCUUACUUCCUGGGUUUGGGUCUGUCUGCCUUCAGCCUGAGCGCGCUGCUCACAGGUCCACUAUUUGGAAUUUGGUCAGAUCGAAGCAAAACUACUAAAUACAUUAUCCUUUUCUCCAAUAUUUUUGAAAUCGCUGGAAACUUCAUGUAUUUUCUUGGCUAUUCAAAGUGGCUAUUGUUAUGCAGUCGGCUUGUAGCAGGUAUCGGUGCGGGAGCAGGCUCCUCCAUCUUUGGUUUUCUAACCCGGAGCACUCUGCCGGAGGAACGCGCUGGUAUCUUCGCAGCCGUCAUGGCCUGUCGACAGGCUGGCCUUCUUGUCGGGCCAGCGUUCAACUUGUUCCUGCGGCUGUGUGAUUUCAAACUGGGGCCUUUUGCUGUGAACAAGUACACGUCUCCUGGGAUCUUCAUGUGUGUGCUGUGGCUGCUGCUUCAGUUUGUGGUCCUGGCUACAUACUGGGACAUACCACCCAUAAGCUCAGAGGAGGGAGUCACAGUAUUGGAGCUGAAACAACAGGAGGUGAAAGAGGAGGAGGUGCCCCUGAUGGGGUCAGACGAAGAGGCGGGGCACACUUACAGCGCUGUCAACUCUGAUCAAGUUGAGACCUCCACCUUGUCUGAGACAGCCCAUGAAGCCUCAAACCCCUUUCAAAACUUCAGCGUCAGCAGAGAGUUCCUGAGAGAAGAAGUGGUCGUUCUCCUCACGGCUCAGUUCAUCACUCUGUUCAACCAGACAGCGCUGGAGACCAUGGUGACACCUCUGACGGAGAACUACUUCAACUUUGGCGAGCUGGGCAACAGCCUGAUGUACAGCCUGUGUGGGGUGGAGGUCAUUGUGGGCUUCUUCUUCGUGCGCUGGCUGAGCAGCAAGGUUGCGGACCGUGUGGUGCUGGCUGUGGGCUUGGUCAUCUGCUGCACCGCCUGUAUCUGGUGCCUCAUUUUUCUCUGCAAGCCCCAAGGUGGAUAUGAAUGGCAGCUUUCAGCCUUCAUUGUAGGAGUUUUUCUGCAGCUCCUGGGGCUUCCCUUUGUGGCUGUGUCUCAGGUGUCUCUCUUCUCCAAAGUCACUGCUGAGAAAACUCAAGGGUUAAGCCAAGGUGUUCGGCGCUCUGUUGGAGGCCUGGCUACCAUCUUGGGUCCUUUGUGGGCUGGUGGAUUGACUAAUAAUUUGUAUAUAAUGCUGGGCAUGAUGCUGGCUCUGCUCGUCAUGAUCACAGUUAUGACAGUCCUGUCCUACGACCGACUGACUGAGCCGAGGGUGGUGCAGUGUGCCCAGAGCUCUGACAGUGGAGGAUAGAGCUGCGGGAUGAAUGACGAGCAGGAGAGGGCGAAGAAGGACCGAGGGGAUGCCAUUCACUUCAGACUGAAUAAAUCCAAGUUUCUUGAAGAGGAAAGUGUAUGAAUGUGAAAUAAAAAUGAUCAAAACUC